CGAUCGAUGGAGCGUCCCGAGUCACAGUCACGGCGUCAUGCAAGUCGUGAACAGUCACAAGUGCGAGUGAAGAAGGCAGACAGACAGACAGACAGAUCUCACCCUUUUGCUCGCAAACGCCGCCCUUCACCGCUUCUUCAUCCACCCUGUCUGGAAACCCCCUCCGCACACACAACGCCCACGCCCACGCAACCCCAAGCCACCCCCACCCCUCUGCCCUCACUCACAACUUGCUCCGACAGCUAAAUGUCGGGCAGCAGCAGCAACAGCGCGCUUGCAGCGCGUCAAUGCGACGCAAUCUACAACGCCUUGGACUCUUCCAACGACCGCAAAGCGCUGACAUUGGCUGACCAGCUCAUCCAGCGUACCCGCUCUCCAUCCUCCUCCUCCUCCUCCUCCCCCUCUUCAGCAAACGACACGCGAUUGCUGGCGAGCGCGCUGAGAUGCAUCGCGCUGGUCAGGCUUGCGAAUGAAAAGGCGGACGAAGCGUUGGAUGAGAUGUUGAGGCCCAUCCUCUCGCCGCCAUCCGCCGCCACCACCACCUCCUCCCCUGCUGCUGCUGCUGCUGCUACACACACCGCACCACGCGCGCACGAUGGAAAUGUGCUGCACGCGCUGUGCAUUGCGCUCUCUGCCAGGGGCAGGCUGGCAGAAGAGGCAGAGGUGGCGUGUCUGCAAGCCGAGCAAACGCCCCGCUCGCUCGACUUGGGCAAAAAGGCAAUCUUGGCGUGCGCGCGAGCUUCCGCUUGGCAAAAGAUGCACUUGUUGGGCAUAAAGUACUACAAGAACCUCAACAAGGCAGCUGAAACGGAGAAAAAGGAAGCGGUGAGGCGCGGUAUGAGGAGCGAAUCGGAUUGGUUCUUUUGGAGCGCAGUGACGGCUUAUCUGCUGUUGGAUAGGAAACCAAAGGAGAGGGGUGCGGCACUGGCCUUGCCGUUGGCCAAUAGGAUCGUCGAACAGCACCUCACCUCUUUUCCCCUCGGAAGCACUUCGGAGGAAGAAGUGUGGGUGGCGGUGCAGCUCAAACACAGGCUGGCGGCCAGGGAAGGCAGCAGCAGCAGCAGCAGCGGGCAUGGCUUGAGGGCUGCUGCUCUGGGCCACUUGACGAGCAGCACGGGGGAUGUGCUGGUCAGCAAGAAUCUGGGUCUUGAAGAGCUGAGAAGAGCGUUGCGCGAGCAAGUGGCGGAUGGAGAAGCUUGGAAAGAUGUGUGGAAGGAAGCGCGUGCCAAGUUGAUGGCAAGCUCCUCGAGCAGGAACUGGGCUCACGUGAUGGCCGUCGUCAGAGCUGCGAUGGAGCGGCCCGCAGAGCUGCUGCUCGACACGCAGCUCCUCGUUCGAUCUCUCGCAGCAACCAGCAACGACCGAACGUCCAGCUUGACCAGGCUGCACUUUGUCAGCGAGGCGCGCAACAAGGAUCUCGCGGGCUCCCUCUACCCCGACGCUUCACCGCAAGAGGCGCAGCAGAGGUCUGUGACAGAGCUACGAGCGGCUAUAGAGCAGCAUCUCGCACACUUUUCCAGUCUGGCUUGCACGUAUCAGGAUCUCUAUGCGUACGCUGCUCACUUGCCAGCGCAGCACAUCCAACAGCUAAGCGCAUCAUGGAAGGGCCGAUUGCAGUCUUGGCCCUCCAAAGAUGCUCGGCCAAUCUUGAGCGACUUGAAGGCAAUGUACACGCAUUUGAACUUGCUCAGGUUGGCAUUGCGCUUCGAUACGCAAAGGGACGCGCCUGCGGAGGAUGGGGACCUCGAGACGCUGCAGAGCUUGAGCACGUGGUGCUUGGCAGGCUACGACUCUGCUUUGCAGCUGGGCAAAGACGUGGCCACGACAGAGAUGCAGCCGGCAGACGAGUACAUUUACCUGUACGCUCAAGUCCUUCUUCGCGCAGCGCCGCCUCGCACGCCCGAUGCAUCCAGCGCGGCGGCAAGGGCCCCUGCCCCAUCCGCCGCGAGCAUCCUGCAUCUUCUGGCCCUUCUUGCCCGCUCUCUCGAAGCGAGUCCCAAAUCGUACAAGUUGCGCAUCCUCUUCGUCUUGCUGCAUCGACUGCUAGGAGCAGACGCGCUUGCCGAAGAGGCCGCUGAUCAGAUAGGAAUCAAGGGUGUGCAAUUAGACACGCUCGGCUGGGUGUUCCAGAGGCGUUUGAAUGUACCGCUUGGCCAAGUCGCCAGGGCGGGCGACAAGGAGCAGGAAAGGGUCAAGCGAAGCAAAGUCUACGCUAGGAUCUCGGAGCUCUACAAGGAGAACAAGAAGGAUCUUCCAAAAAUGAUCGCCUCUACGAUAGAAAAUGGGACGUGGUCGAGGACAGAAGAAUUUGUGGAUUUCAGCGAGCGCUUAGAGAGGUCCAUCUCGCGUUGUCUAUUCGAAAUGGAGCGGAUCCGAGCAGGUGGCCUCGACCACGUCGAGGUGGACAGGGUGCUCAAAGACGUGCAAGGCUGGAUCGAAGACGGUCUUCACGACCAGAGAGACUUUGACAUUUUGCCUGCGCAUACCUCUGAACCGAUCUGGGACACCAUCUCCGCUGCCAGGACGUGCGGAGCAGCAAAGUCCAAUCCAGGCGUAUCCUACGUCAAAGCCUUCGCACACUUCUGCGCGAUAACAAACAGCGCCAUCCAUGCCGAUUCAGAACGGGUAGAGUUGGCAGAAUUGACCUCCGCCGAGAGGGGGCUAGUCGAAUUGGUCAAUGUCUCGCGUACCGGCACGGCCGGCGAGAUUGGGCAACAGCUGGACAGCUUCCUACGAGAUCGAAAUGCAGAGGUGCUCACUGCUUCGUUGCCAUGCCAAUUGCUUCAUAAUCUGGCAAUUUUGCAGGAGGUGAGGUCUGCGUCUUAUCUUGCAAUCCUCAUCGAGACGGCGCUGACGACUUCUCGACCCCGCUUGUCGCGCCAGGCUCUUCAAGCACUCCACUCCAUCAAGUCCUCCAAUACAGAUUUGGUGGCCGUCCUGCAAGGCGAGGCUAUCAAAGGCCUGCUGCGCGAAUUACAAGCAAGCGCUUCAGAGACUGCCCCGCGACUUUCGAGCGAGAUUCUGCGAGCCUCUGAUCUCGAAGGCUCAGAGCCGCUGGCGCCCACUGCGGCGCCACACUUCGACAGGGUGAAAGCAAACGCGCAUAUAGCCUUCGAGCAGGCCUUGGACUACCUUGUUGAGAGUGUGCAAGAGCACAUCGACAGAUGAUCUGCGCAAUGCCAUCCUU
Messenger RNA from Ceraceosorus guamensis, 3187 nucleotides. RefSeq lists its product as hypothetical. The record is from RefSeq and is a predicted model, not a curated record. The coding region runs from base 247 to 3168 and encodes 973 amino acids. Gene Ontology annotation, cellular component: cytoplasm; NatB complex. NCBI's taxonomy places the organism in Eukaryota, Fungi, Basidiomycota, Exobasidiomycetes, Ceraceosorales, Ceraceosoraceae. The transcript is spliced from 5 exons. Gene Ontology annotation, molecular function: protein-N-terminal amino-acid acetyltransferase activity. Gene Ontology annotation, biological process: N-terminal peptidyl-methionine acetylation.